AUGGCGAUUGCCCAGACACUUGCACCUCACCUUCCAGUCGCAGCGGCUCUUACGAGCUGCGAGGAGAAGUAUUUCGUCAGCACCAGCUGCCAUGAAGCUCCCGUCGUCGCGGUGGCGAGCAUGGUGCCCUGGAUCGAUGCCGAGGACCCCAUCAACGGCUCCUUCGUGGCCGUGUUUGCCGAGCCGGUUCUGAUCAACAAGAUGCGCCGAAAAACCUCAGAUCCUCUAAGGCUGUGCGCUGUCCAGAAUGGAAAUCCCACGUGCAUUUGCAAGCUAGUUGGCGAGAGUCCACUGGGUGUGCUGGAGCGCGCAGCAGCCCUGCUCCCGCACUCCAGCAAGUUGCAGGCUUUGCAGAUGGCCAUGGAGAGCUGCCCGGAAGGCGUGCCGGAUCUCUUGGCCGGAACCCUGCUGGUGAGCUGCUUGUUGGUCCUUGGGGUUGCGAUCUGGAUGCUGCAGGUGGCUUGGGCCAGCUCCCGGCUGAAGCCCCUGACAGCGAAGGCUCACUCGGAGGGCUUCAUGGAACUGAAGACGCCGAUGCAGAAUUUCCUGAGCGGCCUCUCUUGGGCCGCGGGCUUCAUGCUCUCCCUGGCGGCCAUGCAGACAGGGGCGCUUUCAGUGGUCCAGAAGUCCUGUGACUACGAG
Molecule: messenger RNA, 642 nt
Organism: Symbiodinium sp. CCMP2456
Lineage: Eukaryota; Dinophyceae; Suessiales; Symbiodiniaceae
Source: the annotation of a GenBank genome assembly